Molecule: messenger RNA, 459 nt
Organism: Sphenostylis stenocarpa
Lineage: Eukaryota; Viridiplantae; Streptophyta; Magnoliopsida; Fabales; Fabaceae
Source: the annotation of a GenBank genome assembly
AUGAAAGGAGGCAAGUCGAAAACCGAAUCUAAGAGAGCCGAUCCCAAACUUGCCGUGAAUAAAAAGGGCGCCGCCACCAAGGCUAGGAAACCAGCCGGCAAGGGGAAGGCUGCAAAAGACCCUAACAAGCCAAAGAGGCCUCCCAGUGCUUUCUUUGUUUUCAUGGAGGAGUUUAGGAAGCAAUUCAACAAGGAACAUCCUGACAACAAAGCUGUGUCUGCAGUGGGGAAAGCUGCCGGAGCAAAAUGGAAAUCGAUGACCGAUGCUGAAAAAGCACCAUAUGCUGCAAAGUCUGAGAAACGGAAGGUAGAGUAUGAGAAGAGCAUGAGAGCCUAUAACAAGAAACAGGCGGAAGGUCCUACUGGUGGAGAUGAAGAAGAAUCUGAGAAGUCAGUAUCUGAGGUGAAUGAUGAGGAUGAUGAUGAGGAGGGCAGUGGCGAGGAGGAGGAUGACGAUUAG